UGAACUUUACCGAGUUUAAAAAACAACCGGAGACUGGACCGACACAUGGUUAACGGACGGACUGACGGUUAACGGACGGACUGACGGGUGUGAUGGAGGUGGACUUCCUGGAGUUCGUGGUCCCUGUGGAGAACAAUAAGACUCUGUUUGUGUGGGACAUCCAGCCAUCUCUCACUGAGGCUGAAAUCUAUGACAGGUUGUGUGGUGUCUUCUCGUCUUUCGGUCCUCUCUACCUGUUGAAGGUGAGUCCUAACAGCCCCCUCCACCCCCCCGGUUUCUCCGCCCUCGUCAAGUUCUACUCUGCUGCUCAGGCGUCGAAGGCUCAACGUCACACCGACGGAUGCUCGCUGUUCCAGAGCGCUCCACUCAAGGUGAGGCUGAGCACCAAACAGACACCUCACUUCCUGUGCGACAGCAGAAGACCUCUGAGCCACGCCCGCUGCCUGGAACUGGCCAAUUACUGCCUGGGAUUCAAUGGCUGGACCUCUGACAUCAUCACUCUGAAGGAGCUCACCAAUGAAGAAGAAGAAGACGGUGGUGAAGGUGAGGAGGGGGGGCUGAGGAGGAGGCUGAGGUUUGGCUGUCUGCUGCAACUCUCCUUCCCCCGUCACAGACAGACGACCAGAGGAGCAGCUGUGGUGGAGGACACCUUCACCUGCACAGGUGAGGACGGUACAACAGGUCCAGAUGUGUUGCUACAGAAACGUUGUUUCCUACAGAAGAGGGUCAGAGAGAAAGCUCUGGUCCAGGCCUUCACUACAGUACUGCUCAUACUACUGGGACAUGGUAAAGUGAUGGUGGAGGUGAGACAGACCUCAGAUCAGUGUGUACCUGAGCAAACUGAAGGAGUUAUCCAGGUGAACCAGUUCUCCUGGAGUGACUUUGAUCCUGAUGAAGAUGAGGGUGAAGAUGAAGAGUGGAAUCUGACUGUGUCAUAGACUCCUGAAGCUUCUGGCUUCACAUUCAUGUUGAACAUACUGAAUAAACUCUGAUGAUAAAGGUGAGGCUGUGUUCUGAUUGGCUCAGAGUAACAGGCAGACAGGAAGCAGCUGGAUCUUCACUGAGCUGCUGUUUGUCUUUAAUGUGAGACGGUACAUGUCACUUUAGUGUCUGACUGACGACAACAACAAGAGCAGCUGCAAGAUAAACAACGUUUCAGAAGAGCAGGGAUUCAUCCAUCUGCUGGCCCCUCCCACCAUGAAGCUCAGGCCUCUGAUGGCCGAGACACGUCCUCGUUCUCUCUCUGACAGACCACGUGCCAGCUGUGCUUUUCUUUAUGUUCUGUUGUUUGAUGCAAGUUCGUUUUUUGUAAAUAAAUUACUUUUGUUUAACCACC
Molecule: messenger RNA, 1336 nt
Organism: Seriola aureovittata
Lineage: Eukaryota; Metazoa; Chordata; Actinopteri; Carangiformes; Carangidae
Gene: rdm1
Product: RAD52 motif containing 1
Exons: 8
Coding region: 93-938 (281 amino acids)
Cellular component (GO): nucleolus
Molecular function (GO): RNA binding
Source: RefSeq, a predicted model, not a curated record